Paramecium primaurelia is the source of this 993-nucleotide messenger RNA. Lineage: Eukaryota; Ciliophora; Oligohymenophorea; Peniculida; Parameciidae. The record is from the annotation of a GenBank genome assembly.
AUGAGUUUGCAAUCAUUCUAAGAUACAUUUUGUGGCGCUGUAGCUGGUUUUUCAUUUCGUUUUUUUGGACAUCCAUUUGACACUGUAAAAGUGAGAAUGCAAAUGGAUAAUUAAAAGAGAUCUUUUAUUACAUCUGCUAUUAAGAUUUUACGUAAGGAAGGAGUAAUAAUAUUUAUAUAUAUUUAUAUAGAUCUUUGCUUAUUACAAAGGGAUGCUAUCUCCUUUGUUAGCAGAUAUUCCAUCUAAUGCUGUAUUAUUUGGAAUAUAUGAAUAUGUUUUUAGAUAAAUUUGUUCAAACAGCUAAGAAAAGAAACCAUAUUUUUUAGAAUGUUAACUAAUAAAAUAUAAUUGAUAGGGUUUAUUGCAGGAGGAGUAGCUGGUAUAGGAUAUGCAAUAGUAGUAUGUCCGGCUGAAAUGACAAAAUGCGUAUUGCAAAUGUAAAAGGAAUAUUUACACAAGCAAUUUAAGUCUCCAUUUCAAUGUUUUGCAUAUGCUAUUAAAAAUUAUGGCAUAGGCUCAGUUUUCAAGGGUCUCGUUGCUACAAUAUUGAGAGAUAUACCAUAAAAUGCAAGUAUUAUUGAUUAAUAAUAAUAAUUAGCUUUCUUUGCAACUUACGAAUACUCUAAAUAUGUAUUUAGUAAAAAUGGUGAUUUACCAUUUUAUGGAGCAUUAAUAAGUGGAGCAUUAGGAGGAUUCACAUGUUGUUUAGCAUCAUAUCCAAUGGAUGUAGUAAAAACUUAAUUGUAAGUUGAAAUAAAAGAAACUACACAAAAUAGAAAAUUUAAGCCAAGAUUUUAUGAUGGAGGUGUUAUAGAAUGUGUAAAAUAUAUUUGGUAAACUUAAGGUUACAAAGGUAUUAUAAUAAUAUAAAUAAUAGGAUUUUGGAGUGGAGUUGAAAGUUGUAUUAUUUAUUAUAUGGUUGGAUGUGCAGCAUAAUUUACAGGUUAUUAUUAUGCAUAAUCACUAUUAACAAAUUAUUCAAACAAACAUUGA